CAACAGUCAGUGCUUGCUCAUUUCAUCUGCCACAGCCAUACACACUCAACCCCGUGACUUCUGGUGAAGCGUAGUAUCCAUAGAAUAGCAAUAUUGUUCGUUUCAUCUGCUUCAUAGAACCAAUCUACACAGAUCACCCAACACCACUGCCACUACCAAUAAACAUCCACCUACAUUGCUACUGAUUGCACACGAUCUCGCCAUCUUUUUGUUAUUGAUACUGUUCUCAUUGUAAUUGUUGUGAUUGAAAUUGGAGUCUUAUCGUAAUUGUUAUUAAUUGUUUUGUUGUAGUUUUCAUUUUUCAAUCUCAGUUCAAAUCAUUCAAAUCAUCAAUAAUAAAUUCAAUUUAAGUUUUCACAGAACUGAAUAUCAUAGUCUUCAUUAGCUGACCAUCAUCAUAAUUAUCAUAAUUCACAUUACAUAAUGGACAACUACAACGACGACUUGUAUCCUUUGGCAUUGCUCAUGGACGAGUUGAAACAUGACGAUGUGUCCAACCGUGUGGAAGCCAUGCAGAAAUUGGACAAUAUCGCCAUCGCUUUGGGCCCUGAACGGACGCUCAAGGAAUUGUUGCCCUUUUUAAACGACGUAGCCCAGGACGAUGAGGAAGAAGUCUUUGCUGUAUUGGCUUCAAAGCUUGGAGACUUUGUCCCGCUUGUAGGGGGCCACGAGAACUGUGAACCAUUAAUUCAGAUCUUAACCAUUCUCGCAUCGAUGGAAGAACCCAUUGUCAGAGAUAAAGCCAUCGACUCAUUGUACAAGAUCAGUUUAGAGUUGACUCUCGACGAGUUGACCGGUAUAUUCUUGACAUUGAUUCGUAGCUUAAGUCAAGGUAAUUGGUUUUCUAAGAAGGUAGCCAGUUGUGGUUUGUACAAAGCUGUAAUUCUCAAGGUAAACUCUUCUGCAAGAAGGGAUUUGUUGAAUUUGUACUUGAAAUUGGUUACUGACGACUACCCCAUGGUCAGGAGAGCGGCAGCCAACAACUUACCUCAUCUCAUCAACCUUCUCACGGAAUUCACCGAAGAAAAACCCAACGACGUCAACAAGAUCAACAACGAAGACUGGGAAAUAAUCUCGAAGAUGUUCCAGCACCUCAUCAAUGACGACCAGGACUCGGUCAAAUUCUUAAGUAUUGAUGUUUUGAUUGCCAUUCUUGAGUUCUUCCAAAAGAUCAACGAAUACAGCUUCAACUCCGACUUUUUGACCAGCGCUUUGAAGUUGAUCAAGGAUGAAAGUUGGAGAGUGCGUUACACUGCUGCUGACCGUUUCACCAAGAUCGCCAAAAACUUCACCAAUGAAGAAAGUGACUUGUUCCAGUUGAUCGAUCCUUUUAUCUCGUUGAUGAAAGACAAUGAGGGUGAAGUAAGAAAAGCUAUCGCUAAGCAAUUGCCUAGUUUCUGUGAGCUUUUGACCAAAUACCAAUCCACUAGAGCCACUAUUCUCUCUAAGAUCAUCCCUGUAGUGAACGAGUUGAGCCAGGACUCCCAAGAUAACGUCAGAGCCUCGUUGGCAUCCACCAUCACAGGCUUGUCGCCCAUCUUAGAGAAGCAAUCCACCAUAGAUAAGCUUUUGCCCAUUUUCUUAGUAAUGUUGAAGGACGAGUUCCCAGACGUGAGAUUGAACAUCAUCUCCAACUUGUCUGUUGUGGAUGAAACCAUUGGUAUCAACCUCUUGUCGACAAACUUGUUGCCUGCCAUUACUGAGUUGGCUCAAGACUACAAGUGGAGAGUCAGAUUGGCCAUCAUCGAAUACAUUCCCAAGUUGGCUAAACAGCUUGGUGAGUCUUUCUUCAACGAUGAGUUGUUGUCGUUGUGCAUGUCGUGGUUGUGGGAUCCCGUAUUUGCCAUUCGUGAUGCUGCCGUCAACAACUUGAAGGAUUUGACCAUCAUCUUUGGUUCAGAUUGGGCCAACAACGAAAUCAUCACUCGCUUGUUGAAUAACGGCGACAAGAUUGACGAAGACGACAAGAUCGACUACUCUAACUUCAUCAUCAGAAUAACAUGCCUAUUUGCCAUCACCAAGUUGAUUCCCGUCGUCGACUACCAAAUAAUAGUGAAGAAGGUAUUGCCCUUCAUCAACAGUUUAAUCACAGACGCUGUGCCCAACAUAAGAUUCAACGUAGCCAAGUCGUACCUCAUAUUGGUGGAGACAUUUGUACGCAACAAGAGCAAGUUGCCCAUCAAGGACGAAGAGUUGAAAAAGUUGAUCAACUUGGAAAUUCUUGCUAACUUAGAAAAGUUGCUGAACGACACUGAUGUUGACGUCAGAUUCUACGCUAGCAAAAGUAUUCAGGGUAUCCAAGACUUGUUGAACUAAAGUAGUACGACGUAAAAGAAAAGAACGAGAAACGAAUCACUCCUUACAUGAUAUUAUUAAACUAUCUUCCUCAUAAAGUUCAUGACUUUUUGUAUUCAUUUCAUUUGUUUCUUCACCUGUUUUUUGUACCCUGUUUGAAUAAGUAUUAUAGUCUUGCUGCUUUCUUAUCUGAUCAUCCUUUUCUCGGUUAACAGCAACUCAUUAUAUGAUAGGUGCAUCAAUAUUUAAUUCAACGUUGUUAGCUUUCAUUUUUAUCAUUUCUUUGAUACUAAGUAUAUCGUUUUUGCGUUUAAAUAUACAUCGAAAUUAAUCGUG
Molecule: messenger RNA, 2631 nt
Organism: Scheffersomyces stipitis CBS 6054
Lineage: Eukaryota; Fungi; Ascomycota; Pichiomycetes; Serinales; Debaryomycetaceae
Gene: TPD3
Product: protein phosphatase 2A structural subunit
Exons: 1
Coding region: 424-2316 (630 amino acids)
Biological process (GO): protein dephosphorylation
Cellular component (GO): protein phosphatase type 2A complex; cytoplasm
Molecular function (GO): protein binding; protein phosphatase regulator activity
Source: RefSeq, a predicted model, not a curated record